Messenger RNA from Brachypodium distachyon (stiff brome), 1100 nucleotides. Its product is annotated as nifU-like protein 2, chloroplastic. The transcript has 4 exons. Gene Ontology annotation, cellular component: chloroplast stroma; mitochondrion. The record is from RefSeq and is a predicted model, not a curated record. Bases 123 to 794 code for a protein of 223 amino acids. Gene Ontology annotation, biological process: iron-sulfur cluster assembly. NCBI's taxonomy places the organism in Eukaryota, Viridiplantae, Streptophyta, Magnoliopsida, Poales, Poaceae. Gene Ontology annotation, molecular function: iron-sulfur cluster binding; iron ion binding.
GGGUCUUCACCCAACCACAAACCAAACACAUAUUCCCCAUUCCAUCUCCAGGGUCGUCCAGAGUCCAGCCAAGAACCGCCGCGCGCAGGGAAGAACAGGAAUCCUUCUUUGUUCCAGCGGCGAUGCAGACGGCGGCGGCGUGGGCGCCGAGCCCUUCUCCGUCCACCUCCUCCUCCUACGCCACCCCUUUCAAGGUGGGGAUUGCGUCGCCCUAUGGGACGGCCGCUCAUGCCUCCUCCGCGCCGAGGCUGGUCGCCACGCCCGCUCGCCGCUGGCGCCGGCGGCGGCAAGUUGUUCAGGCUAUUGCGAACCCAGAUCCAGCGGUCGAGCUGCCAUUGACUGCUGAAAAUGUUGAGCUGGUGUUGGAUGAAGUUCGACCUUACCUAAUGGCCGAUGGAGGCAAUGUCGUGUUGCAUGAGAUUAAUGGAAAUGUGGUGAGGUUGAAGCUACAAGGAGCAUGUGGAUCAUGCCCGGCUUCAGUAACGACAAUGAAGAUGGGCAUUGAGCGACGUUUAAUGGAGAAAAUACCAGAGAUCGUUGCGGUUGAACCCAUUGCUGAUGAGGAGACUGGUCUUGAAUUGAAUGAAGAGAACAUAGAAAAGGUACUUGACGAGAUCAGGCCAUACCUUUCAGGCACAGGUGGUGGUGAGCUCGAGUUUGUGUCAAUCGAGGAACCUAUCGUCAAGGUCAGGCUCACAGGCCCAGCUGCUGGUGUGAUGACGGUCAGAGUAGCCCUCACUCAGAAGCUCCGAGAAAAGAUCCCCAAAAUCGCAGCUGUCCAGCUAUUGUCGUAAAUCCUUGAUUCAACACAUUUUAGAAGCUAAGUCCCUACCAUGUGAUUGUGCCGCAACAAUAAUCGUCAGGAACGAAGUUGUAAUAUCUCUGUAUGUGUAGCCUCCUGAAGCUAUUUCAAACUCUCUAUAGCGAUGGUAGAUACGAAAUGUGGGUUCAUUCACGACAGUUUUGAGGUUCCUACCUUGUACAAUGUGUGAAAUGCCACUUCUACAUGUACAAUACUUGAUUCUGCAAAGGAGAGUAGAUAUUACUGAUCUGCUACUCACCUUGCAAGUUUUUAGAAAUACUUUAAAAUAAUAGGUGUA